Nannizzia gypsea CBS 118893 is the source of this 9471-nucleotide messenger RNA. Its product is annotated as vacuolar protein sorting-associated protein 13. Gene Ontology annotation, biological process: late endosome to vacuole transport; protein retention in Golgi apparatus; mitochondrion organization. Bases 1 to 9471 code for a protein of 3156 amino acids. Lineage: Eukaryota; Fungi; Ascomycota; Eurotiomycetes; Onygenales; Arthrodermataceae. Gene Ontology annotation, cellular component: extrinsic component of membrane. The transcript has 4 exons. The record is from RefSeq and is a predicted model, not a curated record.
AUGUUAGAAGGAAUAGUUGCGAACCUGCUGAACAGGUUCCUGGGGAUGUACGUGAAGAACUUCGAUGCAGGACAGCUUAAUGUCGGUAUAUGGUCCGGAGACGUCAAACUACGAGAUCUGGAACUUCGCCGUGAGGCGCUCGACCAGCUACAUCUGCCGCUGAACGUCAUCGAGGGUCAUCUCGGCGAACUCACACUCUCCAUUCCAUGGUCCAACCUUCGAGGGAAGCCAGUGAAAGUGCAUAUCCAAGAUGUGUUCCUUCUUGCGGCGCCAAAGGAGGAUUCCACUUACGAUCCGGAAGAAGAGAGGAAGAGAGAACAUGCUGUCAAGAUGGAGAAGCUUGAAAGUGCCGAGCUUAUCAAGGAACAGAAUACCGAGGGUAUGAGCCAAGAGGAACAGCAAAAGAACCAGAGCUUCACUCAGAGCUUGGUGACUGCCAUUGUCAACAACCUCCAGGUGACUAUCAAGAAUGUUCAUUUCCGGUAUGAAGAUGCCAUUGCCGCUCCUGGACAUCCGUUCGCCGUCGGUGUAACGAUCAAGGAACUCAGUGCCGUCAGCACGGAUUCAAAUUGGAAGCCUACCUUUAUACAAUCAACGUCUACGAGCAACUAUAAACUUGCCGUCCUGAACUCUCUGGCAAUCUACUGGAACACAGAUGCAGAGCUCUUUGCGCCGAACCCUGGAGAAGCUGGCGAAGCUGGGGAUACCAGUGCUCCGAUAUUCAGCCAUGCGGAAUUGCUAAGGAGAUUCAGAGAUGCUGUUGUCACGGGUGAGAACACACAGUACGUUCUAAAGCCUGUCAGCGGCAAAGCUGGCCUGGAACUAGACACCUCCCAAAAUGUCGAUCACCCGCGAGCCAAAGCUAAAUUGAUAUUCGAUGAACUUGGCUUUGUCCUCGACGACCAUCAAUAUCGUGAUGCGUUGAUGCUCGUCGAUCUUUUCCAUUACUUCAUUCAGCACCGAGAGUAUCGAAGUUUGAUGCCUGAUUCCCGACCAAAGGAAGAUCCCCGUGCUUGGUUCAGGUUUGCUGGUCAAGCCAUUCUGAGUAAAAUUCACGAAAGAAACCGCAAAUGGACUUGGGGCUAUAUCAAGGAACGACGGGAUAAUCGUAUCCGGUAUAUCGACUUAUUCAAAAUGAGAAAGAGGGAGGACCCCAUGUCCCCUGAGGAGAUAGAGGAGAUGAAAGCUCUAGAAGAGAAGUUGUCCUACGAAGAUCUGCGGUUUUGGCGGUCCCUUGCUAGAAACCAGUUGAGAAAGGAAAGGAUUGAAUGUCCGAAGAAGGUCGUCAGGCAACAGACCUGGUCCGAGUGGAUUUGGGGAACUGGCAAAAAGGAGGAAGACCAGCCGACAACCAUGACGGAAGAGCAACGCCAGGAACUAUACCAAGCUAUAGACUGGGAUGAGAAGAAAGCUAUAGCUGAUGCAGUUGACCUCCCGCGAGACUCUGUCAAGUUCCAAGUAGACUCGAGUCUCCGAGCUGGCAGCUUCACGUUAAAACGAGAUCCUCACGGCAAGGCAAAUGAGAUAUUGAAGUUGGUCUUCGAGAACUUCCAGGCAAAGGCACUACAGCGGCCGGAUUCGUUCUUGGUCCAAAUUGACCUCGGCGGGCUACGACUCUUCGAUCAUACCACGGACAAUACUGCCUUCCCUCAGAUUGUUCGUGUUAAAGAUUGCUAUUCUAUGCCAAGCGAGGAUGUCGAAGAGAUUACGGAAAUGGAAAUACCGGAAUCUCCAGGCGUUGAAGAGAUAGACCGUGAGAGUGAUGAUAGCUUGUUCUACCUCCAAUUUGAAUCAAACCCCCUAGAUGGGAGUGCGGAUUCUGCUCUUCGCAUGAAGCUUAAGAGUCUUGAGGUUAUAUAUACCCCCAAAGUAUUGGUUGAAAUUGUCAAGUUCUUCCGACCUCCAGAACGCCACAUGGAAUCAAUCGGCGCUCUCCUAGAAACUGCGGGAGCAACUGUCGCAGAAAUACGUCAACAGACAAGAGCGGGACUGGAGUUUGCCCUAGAAGAGCACAAGACAAUUAACGCUCAGCUAGACAUCCAGGCCCCGCUUAUAAUCAUACCUGAGAGCAUAACUACGGAUGAUAGUAUGUGUCUUAUCUUUGACGCUGGAAGAGUUAGCGUGAGCAGCAAGCUGGUGGACAAGGAAACUCUCAAGAUGGUUCAGAACAAACAAGGCUCGGAAAUCGGCGACGAUGAUCUCAGCCAGCUUGAAUCGUUGAUGUACGACAAGUUCCUGCUAAAGCUUGAUUCAACACAAGUCCUUAUCGGAAAUGGAAUCGAAUCCACGAAAGCCGAGCUAGACCCUCAGACGGAAUCAAGGAAUCUUCAUAUUAUGGACCGGAUCAAUAUGGACUUUGUACUUGAGUUAUGCAUCGCUCCAAAGUCAACGCUCACUAGGACACGGAUAUCAGGUCAUCUUCCAGAAUUCCACGCCUCCAUGUCAGAUACAAAAUACAAAAAUCUGAUGAGACUGAUUGAUAUUGCUAUCCCGCGAUUCAGCACUGAUGAGUCUAAUGGCUCAGCGGAGAAAGUUAUACAGCCGGAGACUACAUCAGUUGAAACUAGAGCUAGGUCACAGUCGAUUCAAUUUCCUCGACAAAGAGACGUACCUGUCCUGAAUUCGGAGAACGAUAUCGCUGAACAUGACGAUAAGAGAUCAAUCGACUCAAAAACGUCCAAGAACAUACAUCGGCGUAUGUUUGAGUUCAAAUUUACGGUUGAUACACUGAGAGGCUCGUUAUAUCGAUCCGAUCCCAGCGAUGAAAGGAAAGAUAGACUACUAGUUGAAUUGGUUGCCGAACACUUCCAUCUCGACUAUAAUUUGAGAGAGUACGAUAUGGCGGCAGACAUUGUUCUGAAAUCCUUGAGCAUCGAAGAUUAUAUCGAGGAGCAUUCCUCUGCCCCCGAGUUUAAGAAAAUCGUCACAUCCAGGGGCUUCGAUGCGAACGAAGAUGAGGACUUGUUCACUCUGAAAUUUAUCAAAGUUAAUCCUGACUCUCCCGAGUUUGUGUCGGUGUAUGAUGGUAUCGAGAUGAACCUCGAACUCUUGGUCUCGACCAUUAAUUUGAUUGUUACUCGGAAGACAUUGCUUACUCUGCUGGAUUUUGUUCUAAUUACCUUCACAAACCAGAAUCCACAAAACCAAGUGCAAAGCUCCCAUGGACAAGUUGCAUCCAAUGAUUCAAAGGAAGCACCGAAGCCAGCUAAUACAGGAAAAAUUCGAAUAAGCUCGAAAUUAGAAAGGAUCUCACUUAUUUUGAACGACGACGGCGUUCGUCUAGCCACGCUCAGUUUGAAUACUGCCGAUGUUGGAAUAUUCCUGGCCAAUGAAACGAUGCAAAUCAAGUCAAGAAUGGGCAGUUUGACCUUGUUCGAUGAUAUCAAUGAAAAUGGCAAGUCCUCAACAGUACGUCGGUUGAUGAGCAUCGAAGGCGAGGAUUUUGCGGAUUUCCGCUAUCAAACUUUCAAUCCUAAACUCAAAGACUAUCCUGGUUACGAUUCUGAGGUAGUUCUACGAUCUGGUUCGAUUAAAAUAAACUUCAUCGACGAGCCGUACCGAAGGGUUAUUAAUUUCCUGGUUAAGUUUGGAAAGAUGCAAAGUAUAUUCAAUGCUGCUCGGCAGGCCGCAGCCAACCAAGCAACACAGAUCCAAGAAAGCGCGUCACUGAUGCAUUUUGAUAUCGUGGUCAUGACGCCCAUCUUGGUGUUUCCCCGGAUAACUGAUAGAGAUGGACCUCGAGAUUUCAUCACCGCCCAUUUAGGAGAGAUAUAUGUUUGCAACGAGUUUUCUCAAGCUGACCAUGAUGAAAAUAAGUAUCUGGUCAAUGCUAUCACCGCUGGAGUCCGACAUAUCCGCCUCACGUCUACUUUCUACUACUCAGAAGAUGUCUGUGAAGAACUGGAGAUGAUUGAGAAGGUGGAUAUGGAUUUCAAUAUCAAAUAUGUCCAAGAUCCAAUUGACGCCGCCAUACCUGUUAUGCGUGUCGAUGGUUCUAUGUCACCGACCAAUCUCCGAAUUUCACAAAUGCAGCUCAAAUUCCUCCUUGAGCUAUCUAAAACCAUCCCGGCUGCAUUCACACCUGACCAAGAACUUCAAGAAGGACAAGCCCAGCAGGCUCUACCCGAACUCUCUGCAGGCUUAAAUACUACCAAUGGUUCAGAUAAGCCUGAAGAAUCCAAGGCACUUAUAGACAGGUCCGGUAAAGGCGCUGCAGAGCCCAAAAAGUCAAUCCAGCUCGAAUUGGGAUUCCGCGUGGAAACUGUUGGGCUAGAACUACUCCUCGUUAACGAGGACGCACCAGUUCACUCCCUGGAUGAUGUUAGCCUAUCCAAGUUCUUCUUGAGUAAUACCAAUGUGAAACUCCAAAUGUUGAAUGAUGGCUCCCUCGAAUCCGAGUUGCUUAUUCAUUCUUUCAAUGUCCGAGACAGCAGGUCGAAGGAGACCAACCGAUUCCGCAAGAUCAUGUCCUUGGUUAACACUGAAGUGCAGCAACAGUUCAUGGCUAGUUUGUCCAUGUCUGGUGGUACUGAACGCCAACUAGUGGUGAUGGUAACGAUUGAUAGCCCACGGAUUAUAUUCGCUGUCGAUUAUCUAUUUUCACUUAAGUCCUUUGCAACAGCAGCAUUCCCUGCCGAGCCAGAUACAAACACCUCAGAAAGCUCGGACGAAGAAUCUACAGGUCCAGUGGUCUCGCGUGAAAAUCUACCGUCUAAACCCACACCUAUCCCUUCGAGCGCUAUGACUGCGGAAAGCAAAUCCACUAUGACAAUGUCCGUUAGAUUCAACAUGGUUGAUUCUCAAGUCAUUCUGGUUGCUAAUCCAACUAUUGCCAACACGGAAGCUAUAGUCCUGGGAGCCAAACAGAUCGUUUACUCCCAGCAGAAUGCGUCUACUCUUCAGAUAACCAAGGUCGGCAUGUUCCUUUGCCGAAUGGAUAAAUUCGAAACUAGCAGACUUCGUAUUCUAGAUGAUUUCUCCCUAGAACUAUCCAUGGAUACCCAGAGUAAGAGUAAGAGUUUCUCUACAACAAGGAUUGACAUGCAUGUGGAGCCGUUGAUCCUUCGGUUGUCACCGCGAGAUAUCCUUCUUGCCUUGCAGAUAAUGAACAGAGUGUCUGAGAUGACUUCACCUGCACAAUCACAGAAUGCAGCGAACGAGUCAAAAACGAUUGCUGCAAAACCCACGCAGGCAGAUCUACAGUCGCCAAGCACACCCGUCCAAUCUCAGCUGACUGCCGCAGAUAGGAUUCAACAGACAUCUAUUGUGAAAAAGGAAGAGAUGUGUAUUCAAAUAGAUGGUAUUAGGGUUAUCCUCGUUGGCGAUGUACACAUACUCCCGUUACUUGACUGGAGUGUGCAGUCAUUCCGAGCCGAUGUCAGAGAUUGGUCUGCGAAUAUGAGUGCUGAUACCACUUUCGAUACCUUCAUCAACGUUUAUAAUUUCUCGAAGUCUACUUGGGAACCUUUGAUAGAGCCAUGGCAGCUUGGGUUCCAUAUGUCUAAAGAACUCAGCCCUGACAUAUUUUCCAUUGAUGCCUACUCCCAUAAGAACAUGGAGUUAACCGUCACGUCCGCAACAAUUGCUUUGGCAUCUAAGACAAUGCAAUCCUUAUCUGCCGAUGAGGAUGUUCUGUCAAAGCCAAGAGGUACAGAUACUCCCUAUAGAAUACGAAAUUAUACCGGCUUUGAAUUGCGAGUAUGGGCAGAUACUGGAAAUGGAGAGGAAGGGUAUGCCUGCACUCUCGAGGAUGGCCAAGAAUACCCCUGGAGAUUCGAGGACCCAACUACUAUGCGAGAAAACCUUACCCCCGAGGGGAACGCUGGUACGGUUGGAAUCAAGCUGGAGGGGAGUGGAUUCGACAGCAUCAACCGCAUCCCCCUCAUACGUGAAGGAGAAACACUGUAUAACCUAAAGCCAAAGAAAGAUAAAGUGCUACAUAAGCUGUUGGUGGAGGUCAGCUUGGGAACGGACUAUGUCAAGUAUAUCACCUUCCGAUCCCCUCUUGUGGUGGAGAACAAGACUCAGAUACCUGUUGAGGUCGGAGUAUUCAGCCCCGAGGAGGGACAUCUCCUUAAGAUUGAAAAGAUUCUUCCUGGUGAUUCGCGCCCAGCACCAGUUGGCGCUGCCUACCUGCAUUCUCUCGUUGUGCGCCCUGAUCAAGGCUUCGGGUACGAUUGGUCAAAUGAGAGGCUUUUCUGGAAAGAUCUGCUGAAACGACCGACAAGAACCCUCAAAUGUCAGAGUGAAAGUGGACAGCAAUCUCCACCAUUUUACUUCCAGAUGAAUGCCACUUUUGACAAAAAUGAUCCUCUUCUCGCCGUAUAUCCAUACAUGCGGGUUCGUGUGUCUGCUCCCAUUGAAAUCCAAAAUUUACUUCCAUAUGACUUCAAGUACCGCAUCUAUGAUAAAAACUUGAAGAAGGAUUGGACGAACUUUCUUAGAAAGGGAGGAGUGAGCCCAGUUCAUGUCGUGGAGCUUUCUCAUGUUCUUCUUCUCAGCAUUGACAUGCAGGAUACAGCAUUCCGGCAAUGCGAGUUCGCAAUAGUGAAUGGGAACGUCCAAGAGGAUUUUAGAAGAGAGUCUACCCUUACUGUCCAAGACGACCAAGGCCAGGAGCUGAAACUAGGUCUUCACUACUUUACUGUUCCUGAUAGCGGCGGCGCCUUCAAGGUCUCUGUGUUUAGCCCUUACCUUGUUCUGAACAAAACAGGGCUUGAUCUCAAUAUUCAAAGCAAAGGCGUUUUCCAUGGAAGCAGGUCUGCAGCGGGUCGGGCCAUAAAAACGGACGCAACUAACGGAGUCCGCUCGGCUAUCCCUUAUAUGUACUCUUACCCAACAGACGACCGUAAGAACCGGUCAGUACUUAGGGUUAAUGGCUCCGCAUGGAGUAAGCCACAGAGUUUCGAGGCAAUAGGGAGCAGUUUCGAGGUUACCUUACCAGGCUCCAACGGCCGAACCGAGUAUCAUGCAGGCGUGACAGUAGAAGAAGGAACUGGGAAAUACAAGGUCACUAAAAUAGUCACAGUUUCUCCCAGAUUCAUACUUGAGAACAGGCUGGAUGAAGAAUUGGUUGCUCGUGAGCCAGGUUCUUCUAAUGUUAUCACAUUAAAGCCUCGUGAGCUCGUCCCGCUGCAUUUCUUAAGACAAGCAGCCGAAAAACAGCUUUGCUUCUGCUUCCCCGGCGUCAACAAUCAGUGGUCCUCCUUGUUCAACAUUGCUGACCUGGGAAUAACCUACGUGAAAUUGGCAAAGGCAAAUCAACGGCAGAGAUUACUCAAAGUUGAAGUGCUCAUGGAAGGCGCCACAAUAUUCUUGCGUAUCAGCAUGGAGGCAGUGCACUGGCCAUAUUCCAUGAAAAAUGAGUCGGACGCAGAAUUUAUAUUCUUCCAAGCGAAUCCCAACAUUAGUGAGGACGAAGAUGAUCGCAGCACUACCUGGCGGCCCAUCCGUUACCGCCUUCCACCGCGUAGUAUCAUGCCUUAUGCAUGGGAUUAUCCGGCUGCUAAAAACAAGUCUCUUGUUCUUCUGUGUCGAGGAAAAGAGAGGUAUAUAAAACUUGCUGAAAUGGGCAAUUUGAUACCUAUGAAACUCCCUCCGACACAGGAUUUGCCACAAAAGAUCAUUGAUAUCCGCAUUGAGGCCGAAGGACCUACACAAACCCUCGUCUUGUCUAAUUUCCGGCCAUCACGAAGUGUAUAUAGGCAACAAAAGCCUGCCUCCUCUCAGACUAGUGUGUCAACUGGAUUUGAGGUCAAGGAGGUAAACUCGGAUAUUACCUUCAAAGCUCAACUUCGAUUAAACGGCAUUGGGAUUUCUUUGGUCAACCAGAACCUGAGGGAGCUCGUAUAUAUCACUUUCCGCGAGAUAGACCUCAAGCUCAGUGAGUCUAAGAUCUACCAAACAGUCAACACCACUAUAAAGUGGAUACAAAUCGAUAACCAAUUAUAUGGCGGAAUAUUCCCUAUCCUUUUAUACCCAAGUGUUGUCCCGAAAACUGGCAGGGAGAUGGAGGCGCAUCCAAUUUUCACGGCGACGGUCACCCGGGUUAAAGAUGACUCGUACGGAGUCUUGUAUGUGAAGUAUGCGUCACUUCUUGUACAGCAGAUGACUCUGGAGCUCGACGAAGAUUUCAUUUUUGCUCUCCUGGACUUUGUGAAGGUUCCUGGCGCCUCAUGGUCUGAGGAACGCGAGGACCCUAUUUGCGAAGCGGAACUUGGCAUCCCAGAGCCCAGAAACGAAGCGCAGGGGCAGGACGUGUAUUUUGAGGUCCUUCACUUGCACCCUAUGCAGCUUGACUUGUCCUUUGUCCGUACAGAGCGAGUUAAUGUUGAGGAUACGACCGAGUCAUCUAACCCAUUGAUGUUUUUCGUCAACGUCAUGACAAUGUCCAUUGGUAACGUCAAUGAUGCUCCGGUGAGGUUAAAUGCACUGCUGCUCGAGAAUGCAAGGGUGUCUAUACCGAUGCUUGUUUCGAACAUUACAAACCAUUAUACUCAGGAAUUCCUUCGCCAGGUGCACGUCGUCAUUGGCUCUGCAGAUUUCCUAGGUAAUCCUGUUGGUCUGUUUAACACAGUAAGUUCUGGAGUUGCAGAUAUAUUCUACGAGCCAUACCAAGGGUUCGUCAUGUCCGACCGACCUCAAGAACUAGGUCUCGGAAUUGCCAAGGGUGCUACAUCAUUCGUCAAGAAAUCCGUGUUUGGAAUCACGGAUAGUCUUACAAAGUUCACGGGAAGUGUUUCCAAAGGCUUGGCUGCUGCAACUUUGGAUAAAGAGUUCCAGGAUCAACGAAGGAUGUCCCGAGCCCGUAAUAGGCCUAAACACGCUCUUUACGGAGUUACUGCAGGAGGUAGUGCUUUCGCAACCAGCAUGGCAAGUGGAAUUGGCGGUCUUGCGCGUCAUCCACUAGAGGGUGCUGAAAAAGAAGGCUUCCAAGGAUUUGUCAAAGGCGUCGGGAAAGGCUUCCUAGGUCUUGCAACAAAGCCAGCUCUUGGUGCCUUUGACCUAGCUUCGAACCUUGCGGAAGGAGUACGAAAUACCACUACAGUAUUCGAUGCCGGAGGACUCGACCGAGUUCGUUUGACCCGUUUCAUUGGCCGAACUGGAGUUGUCAAACCAUAUUCUCAGCGUGAAGCCCUGGGUCAGUUCUGGCUCAAGACAACAGAUGAUGGCAAGUACUUCAAUGAGGAGUAUAUUGCUCAUCUAGAGUUCCCCGGCAAAGAUAUGCUUGUGCUUUUGACGUAUGAUCGAAUUAUGCUCGUCAGGUCGAAGCGACUUACAACCGAAUGGGAUAUUAAAUUGACCGAUAUUCAAAAGAUAUCGAAAGAAAGGACUGGAAUGACCAUUACACUUAAGGGUGGCACCAACGGCCCAUUCAUACCCGUACAAGACGAGAGUGGCAGAAAUUGGUUUUACAAACAAAUUGCUAUUGCUGUUAAUGCGUUUAAUGAGAAGUAUAGCGCCAAGGGAUAG